AUGUAUCGUUUAGUUCCAAAGUGUGGCCUCAAUUUCAAACCAACGGCUCAAAAGCCAGUUGAAUAUAAGUAUGGUCCACGAUCUGUCGCCAUCAGUGAUUUCGACAAUGACACUGUUUUGGAUAUGGUUAUUGCCAAUCAUAUAGUCAACAAAAUAGCGGUGUAUUUGGGAAAUGAUGAUGGCAGUUUUAGAGAUCCAACCAUGUAUUCAGCAGGUUCCUAUUCUAGUCCUUACAUGAUCACAGUUGGAGAUUUCAACAAUGACAACCGAUUGGAUAUUGCAGUAGCAAAUUUUGGCACUAACAAUAUCGGCAUCUUUCAUGGAUUUGGGAAUGGAUCUUUCUCAAGUCAAAUAGAGUUUUCAACAGGCUCAUCUCGUCCGAUAGCAAUUAUUGCUGUUGAUUUCAACAAUGACUCACUACUUGAUAUUGCCACUGCCAAUUAUGGAACUCAUAGUGUUAGCAUACUCUAUGGAACUCGCAAUGGAAAUUUUUCUCCUACAAGUACUUAUUCAACAGGUUAUGAUUCUCUUCCAUCUUCAUUAGCUGCUGGAGAUUUCAAUAACGACAACUAUUUAGAUCUCGCCAUUGCCAAUUAUGGUACGAAUAAUGUUGACAUACUUUUUGGAAAUAGCAAUAGAACUUUUGAAAAACAAAUUACGUUUUCAACUGGCGCUGGUUCUCAUCCAUAUUCAAUCGCUGUUGGCUAUUUCAAUGACGACAUAUUUGUCGACAUAGCUAUUGCUAACUCGGGAACCCAUGAAGGUUUUUCAAAUCAAACAAGAAUUUCAGCUGGCUAUUCUCCACAAUCUGUAGUUGUUGGUGAUUUCAACAAUGACACUCGACUAGAUAUCAUUGUUGCCAAUGCGGUUAGCGAUGAUGUGAGUGUCCUUCUUGGAAAUGGAAAUGGUUCUUUUGAAAAUCAAACAAGGUAUUCAACUGGCUCUUGGCCACAAUCUGUAGCUGUUGGUGAUUUCAACAAUGACACUCGACUGGAUAUCAUUGUCGCCAACACGGGUAGCAACGAUGUGAGUGUUCUUCUUGGAAAUGGAAAUGGUUCUUUUGAAAAUCAAACAAGGUAUUCAGCUGGCUCUUCUCCACGAUCUGUAGCUAUUGGUGAUUUCAACAACGACACUCGACUAGAUAUCGUUGUCGCCAAUUAUUAUAGCAAUGAUGUGAGUGUCCUUCUUGGAUAUGGAAAUGGUUCUUUUGAAAAUCAAAGAAGAUAUUUAGCUGGCUCUUUUCCACAAUCUGUAGUUGUUGGUGAUUUGAACAGGGACACUCGACUAGAUAUUGUUGUCGCCAAUGCGGGUAGCAAUGAUGUGAGUGUCUUUCUUGGAAAUGGAAAUGGUUCUUUUGAAAAUCAAACAAGGUAUUCAGCUGGUUCUUCUCCACAAUCUGUAGUUGUUGGUGAUUUCAACAACGACACUCGACUAGAUAUCGUUGUUGCCAAUUAUCAUAGCUAUGAUGUGAGUGUUCUUCUUGGAAAUGGAAAUGGUUCUUUUGAAAAUCAAACAAAGUAUUCAGCUGGCUCUUCUCCAGUAUGUGUAGUUGUUGGUGAUUUCAACAAUGACGCUCGACUAGAUAUCAUUGUUGCCAAUGGAGUCAGCAAUGAUGUGAGUGUCCUUCUUGGAAAAGGAAAUGGUUCUUUUGAAAAUCAAAGAAGAUAUUCAGCUGGCUCUUCUCCAGUAUGUGUAGUUGUUGGUGAUUUUAACAACGACACUCGACUAGAUAUCAUUGUUGCCAGUGCGGUUAGCAAUGAUGUGAGUGUCUUUCUUGGAAAUGGAAAUGGUUCUUUUGAGAAUCAAACAAGGCAUUCAGCUGGCUCUUCUCCACAAUCUGUAGCUGUUGGUGAUUUCAACAAUGACACUCGACUAGAUAUCGUUGCCGCCAAUUUUGGUAGCAAUGAUGUGAGUGUUCUUCUUGGAAAUGAUAAUAGUUCUUUUGAAAAUCAAAGAAGAUAUUCAGCUGGCUCUUGGCCACAAUCUGUAGUUGUUGGUGAUUUCAACAACGACACUCGACUAGAUAUCGUUGUUGCCAAUUUUGGUAGCAAUGAUGUGAGUGUCCUUCUUGGCUAUGACAAUAUAGUUUUUGUAAAGCAAAUGACACUGGUAACUGGAAAUGAUUCUCGACCACAGUCUUUAGUAAUUAGCGAUUUUAAUAAUGAUGACCUAAUGGAUAUUGGCGUCGUUAAUUCAGGUGCGCACAAUAUUGGUAUUUUUCUUGGAUAUGGAGAUAUCUCUUUUGCAAAUCAAAUAACAUAUUCAACUGGCCUGUAUUCAUCUCCAUGCUCUAUGGCUGUCGGUGAUGUUAACAAUGAUACUCGAGUUGAUAUCGUCUUUGCUAGUUCUCAAAUUCGUCUCGAUACUCUUUAG
Molecule: messenger RNA, 2373 nt
Organism: Rotaria sordida
Lineage: Eukaryota; Metazoa; Rotifera; Eurotatoria; Philodinida; Philodinidae
Source: the annotation of a GenBank genome assembly